This is a messenger RNA of Cetraspora pellucida, 996 nucleotides long. The record is from the annotation of a GenBank genome assembly. NCBI's taxonomy places the organism in Eukaryota, Fungi, Glomeromycota, Glomeromycetes, Diversisporales, Gigasporaceae.
AUGAGCGAUGUUGGCAUAGAAGGAAAAAGUAUUCGAACACAUAGUAGAGCUACUCUACCUUGUCCGGAUUGUGAUCGUCCGAGGAUAUCAUAUGGAUGGUGUACGAAAUGUGAAUCAAGAUGCAUGGAAAAAAAAUUUCCUUUCUGGACAAGUGGAAAUAGUGGAUUAGAUAAAUUAAUUCAACAUAGUCAGAUUUCAGCAGUACAAACUUGUGAUUAUUUGGAAUUUAUAAACUUUGAAGACAUAGAAAUUAAUAAAUUAAUUGGUAGAGGAGGCUUUAGUGAAGUAUAUAAAGGUGUUUGGAUAGAUGGACCGAGAUGGAAUUGGGAUGAACUUGGGGACAUUUGGUGUCGUAGCGGGCCAAUAGAAGUUGCUCUAAAAGAACUCAAUAAUUCUCAAAUAUUAUCAUAUGAAUUUCUUGAACAGCUCAAAAAAUAUUAUCAAUGCUUGCAAAAUGGGACAAUGGCAGACUGUUUUGGAAUUACAAGAAAUAUUGAAACUGGAUGCUAUAUGUUCGUUAUGCGAUACUACGAAAAUGGUAACCUUUACGAAUUUCUUGAUAGAAAUAAAGGAAUCAUCAGUUGGAGAGAUAUGGUAGAUAUGUUAUGGGGAGUUGCGACCCAUAAUUUACAACUUGCCUAUGAAAUUUGUUACAAGAACUUACGUCCAGAGAUAAGUGAAGACCUUAGAUCCGAAAUGCCAGCAGAGUAUUAUGACUUGAUGACACAAUGCUGGGAUUCAUUACCAGAAAAUCGACCGACAGCAAGUAAAUUAAACGAGAAAUUAGGUAAUUGGAUUUCUGAUAUUUGUGAUAACCCGAAUCCCUCAGAAAUUUCAAAUAGUUUCGGCGAUGCAGAAGAGAAAAGAUGGGAGCUCAUCGGUAAACAAAACGAAGAAAAAGAUUUUCCAUCUAACUUUGUUCACGAGGAGGCUAUUUACAUUAGUCGUAUCUUUGAUUUUGCUGAAUUAAAACAAUUGAAUAAUCAACAGAUUUAA